CUUCUGUACGCGGGGUUGUGGAGGGGUAGGAGGGCGGGCAUCGUUUAGAGUGCUUUUUCGGUGAACGGUAACUGUAAGGUAACCUCGGCGAAUUCUCGUCCCCCGUAUAGUAUCGAACAGUAAACGCCGUAGCUUGACCUCUCGACGUGUUUCUUUCACCAUCCCGGUCAUCGUAGUUGCAGUUCCUUCCGUGAUCGAUUCCCACACACGACCUCACUACCAGUCGUUCUUACUCGAAACCGUUCAACAUCCACCGACUAUCAACGUAGAAAUAGCGGUCCGAUUCUUCGUCGUGGGAGAAAAUCAUCAAACGCAAGAUCUGGGUUGUGGAUUCCUGGAUUUGCGCUCAAAGUUUUUGCGUUUCCUCGUAACGUAGAAACUUACCGCAACACAUCACAAUCAUGUCCGCUUUCCUCAGGCACUGCAGUUCCUGGUUGCAACUAGUCCUAUGGGUAUUGUUACCUAGCUUGCUUUGGAAAACCGACGCCUUUUCCACCCACAAACCAUUCGUGACGAUGCCGUUACUGGUGGCAACCGACGGGUCUCCCGCGUCUCGACAAUUGAGUCCGGCAUUACGGCAACAGUCUCCACGCCACCAAAAACUGCCGCUCGGAAUUGACAUUGCGGGUGAAGGCAGCGAAGAACGAUUCCGCAACGGCAGCAGGACUCCACCACCGCCGCCGAAUGGGGAAAACUUGAUCUCGGCGAGUGCGGCAGCGGCGGAACGCUUCGCCAAGGCGGCACCUCUCGACGAAAUUGCGCCUUCCGCACCGGGCAGUAAGCUACGCAAACUCAAAGAUCUCAUGUGGGUCCGGGAAGCUCUGGAAGACUUGACGGCGGCCGAAUUCGCUUGCACGGUGGAGGCCUCGCACCACAAACAGGACGAAACUGUGUCUCGGCGACGCAAACGCGCCGUUGAUUACGAAAAAUUACUCGGACAGCUCAAUCGCCGGAUUCGCGAUUUGGGCUGUGAGCCUGUAGAGGCUCCCAAGACGAACGACGACGAGGUUACCGACGAAGCUGUCGUUCCCAGUGGACAAGUGGAACCGGAUGUGGGUGCCGGUACGCUCGUCUACUCACUCAAACAACGUCAGGCUUUAUUGGAUCGUUUGUUUCGUACGCGUCAACUUCUCCUGGAAGUCAUUCAAGGCUACGAACUGGAAAUCGAUCCGAUGGAUUCCUUUACCAUCAGUUUGCCUUCGAUUCGCGUAGAAAUCCCACGAGAAGAAGAUCCUUCCUCACCCGGUCCCAAAUUGUACGUGCGCGAUGAUGGUACCGUUGACUGGGACGGAGCAUUACAAGACCAAGCUGCCAUGAAAAAAUUCGGAACCGCGGUUUGGGCACGCAUCAAUGGACGAGAUCCUGAAUCUCUCGACGGUGAACAGCGCAAUCCCCAAAAUGCCAAUAUUGGCUCAUCUGCUGUCAUUGACGCAGAAAUCGAGUCGGCCACGGGCGCUGCCGUUGUGGGAGAAGUUCGUGAGGUCGAAAAGCCAACCGUGACGGCCAAAAUUGAAGAAACUCCAGAAAUAAUUAGGGCUCGUCAACGCUUGGAGAUCCUCACCGCGGAUUUGGCCAAAAUGGAAGCGGAUUACAUUGCGCUGAUCAGCUCCGCCAUUGCUCCGGGACAAGCUGUGGCCAACGUCAACCUAGCCAAUCUCGAGCCUGCGCAACGUAGCAGAAUUCGUGAAUCCACCGAAGGCAUUGAUGUUAUGAAGGAAAAGGUCUCGUUUCAAACUCUAGUGUACGAACUCGAAAGGGUAUACACUUAUUUAGUGGGAGAGAUGGGUAAUCCUGCCCAAAAUGGGUACAUUCCAUUGCAAGAUCGAUUGAAUGUAGCAGAAUUUGGGUUGCUAGAAUCUCAAAUUGAUAGCUUCCAUCGACAACUGGACGAGGGUAGCUCAUCGCUCGAUACAGACGUCAUGGCGGUCGUCUUGGAGCAAAUGAUUGAUUUUAAACGACGAUUGGGAAUCGACUACUUUGUGGCUGGUUUGUCGUUUGACAGGGACGCGAUAAAACGGUAUAUGAGUGAAUUACUGGAAAAGACCAAGAAAGGUUUAGCCUUUUACGUCAAGGGCGUUCGCCUCUUCUGGAAUGAUAUCAUAUUUUGCUUGAGUCUGAUCAACCGCGCCGCACAAGGGUAUACUCUCAAGCCUCGAGAAGUACGCACAAUUCGACGAACCUUCAAGGAUUUUUUUACAUUUAUUCCGUUUGUGAUUAUCUUGUUGAUUCCGUUGUCGCCCAUCGGCCACGUUCUUGUCUUUGGUGCUAUCCAGCGAUUCUACCCCGACUUUUUCCCCAGUUGCUUUACCGAGCAACGUCAGAACUUGCUGCAGCUGUACGAGAACGCUGAAUACAAGGAGUUUACAAUUGAUGAAAACUGGAAGGAAAAAAUGUCGCGAAUGUCGGAAGCUGCCGUUUACUUUGGAGCCAACACAUCACGAGCAUUGUUUGAAAAGAUGGCCAGCAUGGUCCGGGGACAGAGUGGUGCAGCUACCGACGCCACUACCGAGAAGAAUGGAAAAGAGCAAUAACGACGGAAUAUGCUUAUCUUUUGCGUGUAAAUGAAUUUAGUGAAACAGACGGACGAAUCCAAACAUGCUCACAUUCAAGACUUUCAGAGCCACCCAAUGACUCAACUUGCAAACUCCGAUCCCGACUACACUACCUCAGACUCUACAAGAAAAUGUGGCAGUUUGACUCCAGACCAAAUCUACAUCGUUGUUUUCACAUCGCGAGUUGAUUAAAAGCUU
Messenger RNA from Phaeodactylum tricornutum CCAP 1055/1, 2750 nucleotides. RefSeq lists its product with no specific name. The coding region runs from base 402 to 2531 and encodes 709 amino acids. The transcript has 4 exons. Lineage: Eukaryota; Bacillariophyta; Bacillariophyceae; Surirellales; Neidiaceae. Gene Ontology annotation, molecular function: ribosome binding. The record is from RefSeq and is a predicted model, not a curated record.